This is a messenger RNA of Oncorhynchus keta (chum salmon), 2767 nucleotides long. Its product is annotated as protein phosphatase 1 regulatory subunit 1B-like. Gene Ontology annotation, molecular function: protein phosphatase inhibitor activity. Gene Ontology annotation, biological process: intracellular signal transduction. The transcript is spliced from 5 exons. Bases 351 to 899 code for a protein of 182 amino acids. Lineage: Eukaryota; Metazoa; Chordata; Actinopteri; Salmoniformes; Salmonidae. Gene Ontology annotation, cellular component: cytoplasm. The record is from RefSeq and is a predicted model, not a curated record.
AAGAGAGGGAGGAGAGAUAAACACACACCACCUAGAACGUCAAACAAGAGUAAGUGUCAGACAGAAACAGGCAGAGAGGAAGAAGGGAGGGAACAGGGGAGAUAAAGGAUAGGAGAAAUAGCUGACCGUGAGUGAAAGAGGAGAGCGACAAAGAUAAACAAAGAGAGCUUUUGAAGGGAGACAGUGGGAGAGAGGUGUGUGUAUAUAUAUAAAUAGAGAGUGAGAGGUGGACCCAGCAGAAGCAGGACUGCUGUACAGUGUGUUGUGUUGGGACCUUCCUCCAGGGAGCCUAGUGGAGCAGAGCUUGGUGCCCGGUGAGAGAGAGACCCCCCUGGGACACAGACACAGCCAUGGAUCCCUCUGCGUCGGAUGAGGUUGGAGACGAGUGCAAGGAGAGCAGGAAGAUCCACUUUGCUGUGCAGUCCUCGGCACCCACCCAACUGGACCCCCGGCAAGUAGAGAUGAUCCGGCGUCGGCGGCCUACACCUGCAACACUGUUCAGAGUGGCAGACCAGUGUUCCCCUGAGGAUGAUCAGUCCACCCAUCAGUGGAUUGUAGGAGAGAAUGGGGUACUCAAGCCCAAGCGAGUCAACCCAAAUGUGUAUCAGCCACCAUCCCUGAAAGCCGUUCAGAAGAUGGCUGAGGCACACAUGCAGAACCUGGGUGUCUACCCCCCCUUGGAAGACCCCUUUGAGGGGGAGGAGUACGACGACUACCCCUGUCAUGAGGAGAGGGAGGAGAGAUUCCCCACCAAAGCUGCUGACCCCCAAGCGACCAGCACCACAGAUCAAUCAGAGAAGCCGGAUGAAGAGGAGGAAGAGAAAGAGAAAGAAGAGGAAAAGACGGAAGAAAAGACAGAGGAGAAGGCAAAGAAAGUGCGCAAAAGUGUAAAGUUUUAACACUAAACAAACAAAAAUGAAGGGAGAGAUGGAUGGUUGCAGAUGUGUGAAUGAUUGAGUGAAUGAAUGAGUGGUUUAAUGUGUGAACUUGUGAGUGAGAAAGAGAGCUUCUAAGUUUGAAUGGUGCAUUUUCAAAUUAAAUGAAUGAAUGACUGAAUGAAUGUAGGCACUGUUAGCAAAUCUGUGAGCAAAAAAUCUGUACAUUAUUCUAGAAGGGGAGAAGGAGAGGGAGAGGGAGAGGGGGGAGAGAGAGUGUGUAAUAGAUAUUGCCCUUGUGAAGAGGUGAGGAGUGGCUCAGUGGAUAGGGCAAGGUCACCAACGUAACUGUGACCUUGAGGUCCCGCACUGCAACGCUAGUCUUCUCUUCCAUGUCAGGGGAACCAUUCAUUCACUUCUUAAUUUCUAGCUUUGCUCUUUAAUGUUACAGAGCAAUGGAAUAAUGGCUAGAAAUAAUAACUACACAUGACACUCAAAAUAACUGUAAACGGACAAAUGCUGAUGAACAGCUUCAGUAUAGAGGACACACACACACACACACACACACACACACACACACACACACACACACACACACACACACACACACACACACACACACACACACACACACACACACACACACACACACACACACACACACACAGAGGAGAUAUCAUUAGUCUCUGACUAUCAUCUCUGACUAUCGGUCCAGACUAUAUUCUAAAGCUGCUCCAUUACUGUGCAGAUAUGAUAAUACAGACUCCUAAAUCACAAAGACCUGUAUUAUGUGUAUCAAAUUUCACUCUGGCCUAGAUUGGAUAUCUCUGCAGCCUAAUCAUAUUGAGAUCUUGUUCUUGGAAGAAGUGAGCAGCUGCUGCCAUCUUGUGGCAAGAUAGGAGAUGUAGAAUAACCAGAGAGUAUAUAUCGACAUGGAUUUACAUACAAUAAACUGUGCACGGCAUAGGCCUUCAGAUAAUAUGCAUCUAUAUAAUUGAAAUGAUCUAGAUUUGUAAUGCAUUUGACACAUUUAUUUGUGAUGCAUUUGAAGUUAUUUUUGGUGCCCAUCGAAGCUAUUUGCGUCAAUGAUGUACUCUGGGUGUAUGUGAGGAUGCCAUGCUUUUGUAAAAGUAGUCCAAUUUAGUUUUUUUGUGAGAUAAAAACAUGUAUUCAUUUUGUAUACAGAAUCAGAUUCUUAUUGUUUGUUUGUUUAAAUAAUUUCCUGUGUAAAGACCUAUUAAUCAACUUAGCUGUAUAUGGUCUCUCUCUGUUGAAUAAUUGUCACAAUGUUUAGUAACCUUUCAGUCAUGACUUGGAUAACUGUGUUUUUCAUAUUCUCAUGAAAAACAAUACAGACAAUACAAUACAUCGUGACUCUCUUUCUCUCUCUCUCUUCCUGCUGAAAUGGAAUGACACAUUUGAAUAUAAAAAUAUUCACCCUCAGAAUGUCAUUAUCAUCAUAUACUCAUUGAUAAUGUCAGCCUAAUAAACAGUUGUCUUUAUUUCCAUCACAUCUGUUCUCCAACUGCAGGAUUGCUUGAGUCAGCGGAAUACAUGUGUUGUAGUGUCUCAGUUGAAUGUCUCAAUCUGUACCAACUGUUAAUAUAUAGUAGUUGUUUUGAUUCUCUUUUUGUUGGACAAAGUGUUGAGACAUAUGGCACCUACUCCCUCCAUUGUCUGGCUGGAGUGAGAGCAUACUUUCCUUCUCCAAGUCUAUCUAUCCUCUAUGGUCAAUAGACGAGUGCCAUGGCAAGAAUGAACUCUAAUCGCACUAUUCUUCUUUAUUCCACUUUUUGUUUUCAUUCUUUUUUCUGUACUUGUUAAAGAUGUAGACAUUUCAAUGUGAGCAACAAUAACACUAUCUAAAUAAACACAUUUUUUCUGAUUUGAAA